Messenger RNA from Notothenia coriiceps (black rockcod), 1137 nucleotides. Its product is annotated as desmoplakin-like. Bases 19 to 1137 code for a protein of 372 amino acids. Gene Ontology annotation, cellular component: intermediate filament; intercalated disc; plasma membrane. The record is from RefSeq and is a predicted model, not a curated record. Gene Ontology annotation, molecular function: structural molecule activity; protein binding. NCBI's taxonomy places the organism in Eukaryota, Metazoa, Chordata, Actinopteri, Perciformes, Nototheniidae. The transcript is spliced from 12 exons. Gene Ontology annotation, biological process: wound healing; skin development; intermediate filament cytoskeleton organization.
AUUUCUGAGCAAAAGCGCAUGAUUGAGACCGCUCCAUUUGGAGAUGACUCCGAAACCAUAGAAAAACAAAUCACAAGCCACAGCAGGACCCACAGCUCUUUACAGAGGAGCCAGGAAGUAGACCGUGCCAGAGAUGAUCUGAACUCGAGAGGGGACAAGUACAACCUGGCAAUCAUGGAACAAGAAUGGGAAAGCCUGCAGAAAAUGUCCCACAACCGUGUGGAUCAGCUGCGAGAGCUUCAGGGCAUCAUCGAUGAAAUCUCCAGAGCCAUCAUGUGGGUGAAUGAGAGAGAGGAGGAGGAGCUUAUGUUUGACUGGGGAGACAAGAACAUCGACCAGUAUAUCCCAAAAAAGCAAGAGAGCUACUCGGGGCUGAUGAGAGAUCUGGAGGAGAAAGAGAAGGACCUAAACAAGCUGAAGCUGAAAGCGGAUGGACUCCUGAACAACAACCACCCUGCCUCAGAUAAAAUUGAAGCCUACAUGGACACCUUACAGACCCAGUGGAGCUGGCUUCUCCAGAUCACCAAGUGUAUCCAUGUUCACUUGAAGGAGAAUGCUGCCUACAGCCAAUUUUUCAAGGAGGCCAAUGAGACCGCUGCAAAGCUGCAGAACAAACACGAGACUAUCCGAAGCAAGUUUACCUGCGACAAGACCACCUCACUGGAUACCCUCACUGAGCUCCUGAGAAACCUGGAGAAAGAGAAGGAGCGAGUCAUCGACAAUAAGAGGCAGGUCCACAGUCUGGUUAACAAAUCUAAGAGCAUUAUCAGGCUGAAACCUCGCAACCCAGAGGAGAAGAGCAGCAGCCCCGUCAUGGUCGAGGCCAUAUGUGACUUUAAACAAGACCAGAUCGGGAUUUUGAAAGGGAAUGAGGGCAUCCUGAAGGAUAACUCGCAGCGCAGCAAGUGGCUUGUGACUGGACCUGGAGGUCUGGACAUGUUGAUUCCCUCUGUGUGUCUGCUGAUCCCCCCACCAAACCCUCUCAGCAUCGGCCUUGCUAGCAAGUAUGAGCAGUAUUAUGAAGCCAUCAUGAGCCUCUGGAAUCAGCUCUACAUCAACAUCAAAAGUCUCAUCGCAUGGCAAUACUGCCUCAAAGACAUGACUUACAUCAACUCCCUCACUACCAGCAUGGCAUGA